UGUCGAAAUCUGGCGUCCUUCUUCGUAUUGUCUUUAAAUUCCCCUCAUUUAGGCAUCGAUGCCUGAAAAGAUCCCAGACAGCCUGCCUGAUGUCCAACAGAAGGAUUAAAGUACACCAUCUACGCUUCAUACCAGGUCUUUUUUCUCCUCUGGGCUGACGAAGACAGAUGUUCAAUUGCAGUGUUAUCUGUCCUCAGGCUCUUCUGGACAACAGAUGGGUCAGUCGAUCCAGACAGGUCCAACCAUGUCCAGCCAUGUCCCGCAGGCCCCAUAGGCUAAUAAUGUCAGCGGGUGACCUUUCCCAAAGCAAACUUAACUUCUAACUCAAAAUAGCUACAGAAAAACUUCUAGUUUCUACACUUACCCUAAAUUGCAUUGCAAGUCCUGCAGUGAAAGCAAAAAUGUACUUAAACUACUUGGAACUCGCUUCACAGAAUGCAGAUGCAUUUUAGAUUGAAAUCAUGUUGAUGCAUGUCCUUGAUAUUUUGGAUACAGCUACAACUGCUCAUUAGUUUCACUCUAUCACAACCAAAUCAUAAAGGCUGAAGCCAGAGAGCAGAGCCUGUGAAGUGUGCGAGAGAUCCCCAUCCUGUGGCAAACCUGGGAAGUAUCAUGACUCAGCCUCAGCUGUGAAAUGACUUGUGUUGCAUGUUUUAACUCUGUGCCCCAGAGCACAUUGGUCACCUCAGAUGAGAUCUGAUCGUCUGCCAGUCAGCCAGUCUAAAAGAAUUAAUUAGAUAAGUCUGGCUUUAGCAGCUUACAGUUAACAUUUUAUACAUAUACAAUUGGAUCAAUUACAUACACUGUACAGGCUGGCAGAGUUUUUUGCAUCAAUGCAUUUUUAUUUACAUCUGACAGAAGGCAAGGUAUAGUUGUUGUUGAUGUGUGAUUGUUCUUCUUCUGCCAAGUUUUCUUCUGUUUAUGCUCUUAUUUAUUUUUCCAAUAAACUUUCUUGCCUUUGUUUUCGUGCCAUUUUAUUGUGGGUUAAAUGUAUCUGUAACCAUUCAGAAAGCUAAAGCUUUGGGAAUUUACUUAUUUUUAAAAAAAAAACCAAAAAUAUAUUAAAAAAAGGACAAAAAGUGAGGAAAUAGGUGGCACACUAAUUCAGGAAACUCUCUUUAAAUUAGCCAGACAAAAUGGUAUAAGUACAGUGGGACUCAUUACACUGGAGAUGUGCCAAAAGAUGAAAACGGCCAAGGCUGUCAGUAAUCCUUGACAUAAAGCUGUUGUAAGUGGGAUGAGCCGAGCACAUGGUAUCUCAGUGCAGACUCCACUAAGACUCCUCCCCUUAGUUGUACCAUCACAAUAUGUAGGAUGGAAAUGGGUAAAGUAACUCUAUUUACGGGCCGAGGAGGAAACUGUGACCUCUUCGCUGCUCUGAAAACACAGUAGGAGCAUUGUAGGAAGUCAGAAGCUGGCCACAAGAAGUCAGAGAGGUGUGACACACAGGCACCGACACGUGGGUACAUCUACAUUUGCAGCUGAUCGUUACCCUUUGUGGUAAGUGUUUCAUCUUUAUGUUGUUAAAUCUGUGUCAGUGAGUUGAUCAAAGUGAUAGAAAAUACAUCAUGUGAUACAGUAACAACAGUUGAGGCUGCAGUUCUGUCUUUGAAUUUCACUUCUGUAAUUUGGAUUCAAGAUCAGUGGGUUCUCACUGGUGUUUGACAUUAAAGAUUUGAUAUCAGGAGCGACUGCAGAAACAAAUGUCUGAAGUGGACUAGAGCACAUUGACUUAAGCAGCAAACUUGGUUCAAGUAAUAACUGAUCGACACCAGGUGGGUCUUCAUUGGAGCUAAAAAAGGAGACAUUUGAAGCUUGUUUACCUCUGCUUUCCACUAUAAAGGAACCACUGUCUGUCCAUUUUACAUAGUGCUGAGAGGAGGCGAAGUGUGUUCUGUGAAACUAUCUGGAAGUCAAGUCUCAUUGAUGCUCUUUAGACAUUUCAAAUAUUCAAAAUCACAACUAUGUGUCAGUGUAAAAAUUUGCACCAUGACAUACACAUUACAUUAAAUAUAGAAAAAGGUUAUUAGUCAUUCAUUUUAAUAGUUAUAAUGGCUUCAGAAAGCAGUAAUAAAGCCAAAACUUGAGGUGAGCAGGGCCACAUGUGACAUGAGGUUAUUCUGAGGUGGGUUGUUCCUCAUUUAGCCCUCCUGUAUGUUCAGCAGAGCUUUUCGAUGCUGAUCCAGUUACUCAACAGUAAAGGCACACUGAGCUCACACAGCCACACCCACUCCAUGACACACAGAUAACACACACUCAUAAUCCCAGACGGACAGAGGCACGUUAUCCUGACAUCCCAAGCAAACUUUAGAUCUGUUAAUGUGGUCAAUCUGAGGCCUUGCAGUGAUAUACACGCUGUGAUUCUGAGGAGAUGAUAUCGAUUUACAGAGAGCUUUCCAGGGAGGAUAAUUCACUGUUUUUUCAAAAUGUUCUUGUAGAUGUAGCCAAACGAAACAGCACCAUCACCUGUAUUGCUGUUGGAAGAUGGCCACCGCAGCGGUGGACCCCCACCUGGGCUCCGGCCCUGAUGAGGACGACGUCUCUCUUUCGGGGAGCGAGUCAGAUUCAGACAGCAUCCUCUCCGACGACUCAGUGCUUCCAGAUUAUAUGCCAGCGAGGAAAGACGGGAACGCGGCAACAACACUGUAUGAAGCAUGCAACCGCAAUGACCCCGUCACCCUGCUGAAGGUUCUGGAGAGAGGGGUCACACAAGAGGAAGUCAUGGAGCUGGACAUCAACGGCUGGAACGGCCUGAUGGUUGCCUGCUGCAAAGGCUUCAUUGACAUUGUGUACGGGCUUCACAACUGCCCCUUUAUAGACAUAAAUCACCAGGACAAUGAGGGCAACACCGCUCUGAUGAUUGCAUCCCAAGCAGGUCAUGUCAGCACAACAAUGUACCUCCUGAACUACUACCCCGGUAUAGACACCGAAGUAAGGGACUGUCGAGGUUUCACAGCCCUAAUUAAAGCUGCUAUGACGGGCCGCACUGAUGUCAUGGCUGCCCUUGUUAUGGCUGGGGCUGACAUAAACGCAGUAGACUCCACCAAGGGGAAAUGUGCUCGGGAGUGGGCACUGAAAACUGGUCGUUAUGAGACCCUGCAGCGUCUCCGCCGCCUUAAGUUGCGGCCAAAGGCUGAGCAGUUCUGUGAGAGUUAUGUCCUUGAGUGGCCUGAGCUCAAGGAGAGGGUCGCCACUGCCAUGGCUGUGAAAACUACCAGGGAAAAAAUUACCCAGCGGAUCAAAAACACAUUCGGAAUCCGACUUCCUCGUGACCCGGAGGACAACGGGUGCUUGGACCACAUGGUGCGCAUGACCACCAGUGUCCACAGUCCCUUAAUCUCAACUGGAUGCCGUCCACUCUGCCCUACAAGCCCUCCUGAGAUGGGAAAGAGGCGACUGGCUGUGCCAGAGCUGGUGAAGAAACACUCAGAUAAGGAGUUAGAAAACAACUCGGUGUGCCAUAGCAAUGGCUCCGUAUCACACAUCAUUCCAUCAAUCCACUCUGCAGAGUCAGUCACUGCAGCGUGCUGUGUCGAGACAGAGCGGCGAGGCAGCAUGCUCUCACUCGCUUCUACCAAAGUUGCUGCUACAUUCAUUCCCCGCAGUAUGGCGAGAAGGAACAGUGUGUUCCCCUCUGGAUGCAUCCCCAAGAUCAGCGUCAACAGGCCUUUGGAGGCAACACCAAAGAAAGAAAAGAAGAAGAAGAAGUUGGAUAAAAAAUUCCUGGAACCACCCAAGUGGAGGUACAAGGAGAUCAAGGAUGAGAAAAAGAAGGAGAAGAAGAGAGCUGAGAAGGAAAAGAAAGAGGCAGAGAAAAAGGAUAAAAAAAAGGAAAAAAGUGACAAGAAGGCCAAAACCUAGGACUUUCUAAAAAGGGCUCAUUUUGCCUUGUGAGUUGUCCCUUUUGAAAACAAUAUGGUUUUAAAAACUACAUUAACCUCUUGACAUCAAAUCAUUUUUCAUGGAAGGCAAAUGUUCAAUCUAAAGACAGAAUAAGGAAGAGGGAGGAUAUUUUUUCUUUGAAAAAAAUGAGUGAGAAACGUCAAGUACUGAAAAGACUCUUUGGGAGGGAGUUUGAGGCUUUUAGCCUCCAAAAGUUGAGAUACGAUAAAUAUUACGUGUAUUUUGAUUUAGGAUAGAAAAGAGUGUAUUUUUCCACAAAUAUAUUAAAGAUUUGACUAUGAGGACCUUCUUAACAUUGCCAUUAUAUUACAUUAAUAUUAUGAUAUCAUAAUAAAUACAAUUCAGUUUCACAGGUGCUGACACAUUUAUGGUAUCUAUCACAUCAAUAACAUAAAACUCAGACAGAAAGGCAAAUAUUAUUUACAGACCUGCAUUCUCUAUGCAAGUUGUAAAUAAAGACACAUAUAGCUACCUCAUAGCUCAUUUGCAUUGUUAUGUAAUGUUUCAUGUUUUGUGUGAAAUCUGUUGACAUUAUUUUUUUAAAUAGCUCACCGACAAUUGUGAAUGCAGUACAAGAUGUAGCAAACAUGGAUCAAACUGGAGAAUCUGUUUCAUCCUGUAGUUAACUUUUAUGUUUUAUUGCCAUUUCUGAUGCUGCCAAUAACAUAUUCAUAUGACACGUUCUUCUUCUAUUAACUCUAUGAGUGCAUAGAUUCAACUUGCUUGAAUUAACAAAUAAAUAUAGGAGAGGGAAAGAUUCAAGUUAAUCAAUGCUGUCAUUUGUGUUUUAAACUACACCCAUAAACUUUUUCCAUAUAAAGGCUGUACCACCAGGCUCUGACGUCUCUCUAUUGAGAUUUUAUUUUGUCUCGUUGUUUUGAUUAUCUAGCCUGCGAUUCCACUCUCAUCAACCUUGUUUCCGGCCGCAACUUGAAACUGUUUCUCAGCCUUUGAUAGCUAAAGAGCCAGUUAUUUUUGUCUGAGGUUUGCGGAGGACCCAGAGCUAAAAACUGGAUUUAUGACUUCUCUAAAAAAUGACCAUUGAUGUUCCUCCAUACAUGCUGGAUGUGAAAAAAAGGGAACUGUUUGUUAACAUGUUCACAAGCUUAUGUUCAUUCAUUGGA
Acanthopagrus latus (yellowfin seabream) is the source of this 5027-nucleotide messenger RNA. It is a transcript of the gene ankrd33ab, whose product is annotated as ankyrin repeat domain 33Ab. The record is from RefSeq and is a predicted model, not a curated record. Lineage: Eukaryota; Metazoa; Chordata; Actinopteri; Spariformes; Sparidae. Gene Ontology annotation, molecular function: protein binding. The coding region runs from base 2485 to 3861 and encodes 458 amino acids. The transcript has 4 exons.